AUGCCAUUUUGGUUCCAACAGGACUACGGCGAGCAAAUCUACACGAUUCCUAACGUUGUGGACGAAAUCAAAGACCAGCAAACUCGAGAAUCUCUUCAAGUACUUCCUUAUGAGAUCAAGUACCGUGAGCCGAGUGAAGAUGAUCUCAAGUUUGUGGCCAACUUUGCAAAAAAGACGGGAGAUUUUGCUCAGCUUUCUGUCACCGAUAUGCGCGUGAUAGCGCUGACAGUUCGCCUUGAAAAGGAGAUCAAUAACGGCGUAAACCUGAAGGAAACGCCUGCCGAAAUAAAAGUUCUGCCCACAAAGUCGUCUGGAAAAUCUAAAGAUGCAACUCUUCGAGAUUUGCAGUUUUUUGGAUAUGACACCGCUGCUAAUCGGCUUAAGUCAGAUCUAAAGCAAACAAACGAUGAAGACAAAGUGAAUGAAAAUGACAGUACUCAGGAGGAUGAGCAAGAAAACAACGAAGAGGAGGUUUUGAUCGAUGAUGAUGAAGGCUGGAUCACAAAGGAGAACUGUGAGGAGAUUCGCCACAAACUGAUGGGCAUCAAAAUAGAAGAGAACACCGACGAUCAGCUGGAGAUCGGCUGUAUAACCGGAGAUUACGCCAUGCAGAAUGUUCUUCUACAAAUGGGCCUUAACGUGAUCUCGCCCAGAGAUGGACUGCACAUUCGUCAGACUCGGAAGUACGUUCUCCGUUGCUAUGCCUGCUUCAAAAUCAAUCCUCCGACUGCAAACCAGUUUUGUAAGUUCUGUGGCAACAUGAAGACGCUGAAGCGCGUUUCAGUGACUGUGAACGCUGACGGUACAACAAAGAUGCACAUCAACUUCAACAAGCCAAUCAACAUUCGCGGCACCAAGUACUCGCUUCCGAUGCCGCGAGCUGGCAAGCACGUCAACAAUCCCAUUCUUUGCGAGGACCAACAGGCGCCUCAGCAGCGAAAGUCAAAGUUGGCCACACAGGAGAAGAAACACCUGACGGUGGACUCAAUUCUCAACGACCCAGACUACUUGAUUCGCUCGAAUCCCUUUUCGGUGAAUGACGUCUACAGUCGUGGAUCGCGCGUCAACACGCACACCCGCAAAGCAAUGGUCAACCCGAAUGAAACGCGCAAACCGACGGGAAAUAAGAAAAAGAAAAAGAGUAACGUUUAA
Molecule: messenger RNA, 1152 nt
Organism: Rhagoletis zephyria (snowberry fruit fly)
Lineage: Eukaryota; Metazoa; Arthropoda; Insecta; Diptera; Tephritidae
Source: RefSeq, a predicted model, not a curated record